CCGGGAGGCGAUAAACGUUGAGUGCACGCAGAGCUGUACAGGUUGGUGCAAUCACCCAAGCUGGCCUGACCUCAUAAGUAUCGUAAUUAUCAAAAACUUUAAGUCUACGCUUGCUGGUGAUGACCUGCUGAAUAAGCAUUUGAAAAGACGGCAGCGUGACAACAUAGUAGAUAGGUCACUUUCUGGAGGCCAGCCUCAGAUUUAGGCCUAUUACAGCAGUAUUACAUGUGCAUUAGUAGAAUUACUACAGAAUGUCGUUGAUGCAGUCAGAUGAUAACUUUUACCUUAUUCCACAAAAUAAUGAGAGAACAUGUUUUGAAGGCUUUAUAAAUGUACAUGGUCAAGAGCACCAAUUCCAAAUAAGUUUGCCACCAGGGGGAACAUUUUCUCAAGCAUCAGUCCAGUGUGACUUAUCUCUGCAACAAAUGCUACAGGGUUAUGAGGCAGUGAUUGAAAAACGUCUACAGCAAAGUCAGGAUUUGGCUACAUUCCUAUUGGAGCUGAAGACAAUUGCAGAAAGUCAGGCCCAAAAAAUGCAUCUAAUUAUGCUUCCUCCACCAUCAUAUUACAAACAACUACUCACAGAAAUAGAGGAACUGGAUUGGAAAAACGUAUCAUAUGUGGACACCAGUCUACAGCAGCUCCAUCUACGGGCUAUGGAUCAAGGAGGCAGAGAACAUAUCUUAAAAAUACAUAUAAGUUCUGAGCAUCCAGUAGAAAGGCCUAUAUGCACAGUGGAUUUACCAAUCCCUUUUAACAUUAGCUGGUCCAGUCAGACUGGGAUGCUGCAGUUCUUGUAUAAACAGUUCCAGAAUAUGCUAGAAACCCUGCAAGACUUUUGGAAUCAGCUUGAUGAAAUAGACAGUAAAACAUGGAUCUUAGAGCCAGAAAACCCAAUCAGAGGGGCGUCUAAGCGAAGGAUUGCUUUAGGCAAUAAUUCUUCUGUCCAGAUUCAAGUUGACCCAAAAAAUCCUAGACUUCCACCAGAAUGCAAGCUCCUUGGUGCUGAUCAUGUGAUAAACCCACUGAAUAGUAGAAUUGGAGAAUGGAAUCCAGAGGAUAGCAUUUUGAACAACUUGGAAAGAGUGCUCAAUGUCCAGUUUCCUUCACCAGCAAAUUCCAAAAAGGAGGACUUUAACAUGGAAUGUGGGAUUUGCUAUGCUUACCGCCUUGAGAUGGAGAUUCCAGACAAAGCCUGUGAUGACCAGCGUUGCGGACAACCUUUUCAUCAAACUUGCUUGUACGAGUGGUUGCGAGCACUCCCUUCUAGUCGCCAAAGCUUUAACACAAUAUUUGGAGAAUGUCCAUACUGUAAUAAGCCAAUCACAGUUAAGAUGCCAUCCUAGCAAUCAAACAUAAAAGGUAUUGUUAUGAUGCUCAGUGCCAAAUUCCAUGUAAAAUGUUUACCGGAGGAAGAAAGCCUUAAUUCAGUUGCAUAUUCCAUGUGCCGUGAUGUGCGUAUGAAGAGGACCUAUUGCAAUCCAUUAUUGCUCUUAUUACAUAGAGAAAAAAAAGGAUUGGGUGGAAUGAACCAUUUUUAAAGACAGCAUGAACUAGUUAUGAAGGACGGUUACUGACUCAUAUGUGUCAACAUGAUAAGAAAGUUCAACUAAGGCAAAAAUUAAUCACAUUUUCAACAUUUAUUUUUCAGGUUAGUACUGAAGAUGUAUAUAUACUAGUAUGUUAAUACAUUGUGCGUCUACAAGUGUAAAGACUUGGGCAAAAAAAUAUACCAACACACUGGUGACAAAUUAUUACUAUACAUUCAUUCAAAUGGCAAUGUUUUUUUAAAGAAGUUCUAAAGUCAUUUACACAUUCAAUCAACCUUUCUGUUGAAAAGAUUAAAUCUCAUUGUUUGAGAAUCUGACAUUUUAGUCAAGUUUCCAUUAAGCAAAGGAAGAGCAGUAUCACAAGUCACACCCAUAUACAGGCAUCAAAUAAAAGCAGU
Molecule: messenger RNA, 1948 nt
Organism: Lingula anatina
Lineage: Eukaryota; Metazoa; Brachiopoda; Lingulata; Lingulida; Lingulidae
Product: E3 ubiquitin-protein ligase FANCL
Biological process (GO): protein monoubiquitination; interstrand cross-link repair
Cellular component (GO): Fanconi anaemia nuclear complex; nucleus
Molecular function (GO): ubiquitin protein ligase activity
Source: RefSeq, a predicted model, not a curated record